Molecule: messenger RNA, 456 nt
Organism: Mytilinidion resinicola
Lineage: Eukaryota; Fungi; Ascomycota; Dothideomycetes; Mytilinidiales; Mytilinidiaceae
Exons: 1
Coding region: 1-456 (151 amino acids)
Source: RefSeq, a predicted model, not a curated record
AUGCAUGGCCUGACCCGCACGCCCAUCACUCGCAGCGAUCCGCCAAGAGCACAGCGGGCAUGUCCGUCGCAGCGUCUUCGUGGUGUUUUGCAACUCGGGGAGCCACACGCGCGCUCCUGCCGUUCAGGGUCGCACCCGGAGCCGUGGGCGCUGGGUGCAGGUGGUGUGGCGAGUGGCUCACGGGAGAAGCGACGUGGAAGAAAUUUCGAAGCUUGGGAGCUGAGCACCGACCUCUCGCCCGUCACGCCGUCGCCACUGACGCCUAUCUCUGACGGGGCACACCAUACCGCAAUCAAGGUUUGGAUAGCCGUUCACCAGACCCCGCCGCUGAUGGAGGUGCCGCCCACGGUGCAUGGAGGCGUAAGAGGCGCUCUGAGGUCGCAGUGGCUCUCGCAGUCGCAAGCAGCGAGCCUCUGCUGGAGGCCGUGCCAAGGCCAGGGCUUCUGGGAGGCCUGA